Molecule: messenger RNA, 4886 nt
Organism: Pelodiscus sinensis (Chinese soft-shelled turtle)
Lineage: Eukaryota; Metazoa; Chordata; Testudines; Trionychidae
Source: RefSeq, a predicted model, not a curated record
UGGCCUGCCCUCGGCCUGACUCCAGCAACUACUGUUUUUGAAUGAAAAUCUUGAAAACUGCCCAUACGCAGUGAAAGAGAGAGUGUGCCCAUACGACUGGAAAUGGCUGUGGUCUCAGCCCUGGAUUCAAGCCAUCUUCUCCAUCUGUUCGCAUGUCUUGGCCGUUCCACUGACCCCCGGCCCUGUGUGCAAUAAGGGCAGACAUGCAGAGAAAGGCCAGGUGCUGGUGUCUCUCGAGAUGAGGCUACAGAGAGCAAAGCUGAACAAAGCAGCCUCUUUCAGAGGGAAAAGUGCCUGAGAAAGGUGAAAGAAUCACCUGUGUGUGGCAGUCAAGGGAAAAGGUCUGCAAGGAACAAUGGGGAGCAAGAAGAAGAUCAGUCUUCCAGCAAAGUUAAUCAAUGGAGGUGUGGCCGGGCUAGUGGGAGUGAGCUGCGUCUUCCCAAUUGAUCUGGCGAAAACCCGUCUUCAGAACCAGCAGGGACAAGGAGUCUAUACUGGAAUGCGGGAUUGCUUGGUGAAGACUCUGCGAUCAGAGGGAUUCUUUGGCAUGUACCGAGGGGCUGCGGUGAACCUGACGCUGGUCACACCUGAGAAAGCAAUCAAGUUGGCAGCCAAUGACUUUUUUCGACAGCUGCUCUCACAGGAUGGGAAGAAGUUGCCGCUGGAGAGGGAGAUGCUGGCUGGCUGCGGCGCUGGAGCCUGCCAAGUGGUGGUCACAACCCCAAUGGAGAUGCUGAAAAUUCAGCUUCAGGAUGCUGGACGACUGGUUAUUCAGCAGCAAAAGGUUUUGGGAUCAGAUGGGCCAACGGCUCCCUUCUCCCAGCCCCCUCAGGACAGGCCUUAUGCUGCUGGUCCUGCUUCAGCCUUCAAGCGCCCCUCGGCUACUGCGAUCGCCAGAGAUCUUCUGAAAACCGAGGGGCUAAUGGGACUGUACAGAGGAUUGGGAGUCACUCUGCUCAGGGAUGUGCCCUUUUCCAUUAUCUAUUUCCCACUGUUUGCCAACAUCAACGCAUUGGGACAGAGGCACUCUGAGGAGAAGGCACCCUUUAUCCAUUCUUUUGUGUCUGGCUGUGUAGCGGGAUGUGUGGCUGCAGUAGCAGUGACCCCUCUGGAUGUGUUAAAAACACGAAUUCAAACUCUCAAGAAAGGCCUAGGAGAGGACACCUAUAAUGGAAUCAUUGACUGCGCCAGGAAAAUCUGGACCCACGAGGGCCCUGCUGCAUUCAUGAAAGGGGCAGGCUGCCGCGCGCUGGUUAUAGCUCCCCUCUUUGGCAUAGCCCAGGGUGUCUAUUUUAUUGGCAUUGGUGAAUAUAUCUUAAGAUAUUUCCACUAGCACUUGUUCUUGCUAAAUCAGGCCUGGCUGAAGAUUGCACAAUUUUCCUCCUCACUUCUGCAGAAUGGGAUUUGCCAGAAAUGAACAGGACCAUGUCAUAGUAAUUUCUUUUAUGAACUACACCACCACCUUCGCCUUUCUCUGUGCAUGGGAAAUGAGCACAGGUGCUCAGUCAUAUUAUGGUGUCAUUUUUCUGCCAGUUUUAUACAGCCCCUUGAUGGUCUACAUGCUACAUUUAGCUCCUGCGCAUUUAAACAUAGGGAAGAAUGAUUUUUGUAUUCUUGUUUUUCCCAAGAUGAUAUAAUAGCUUUUCCUUUGAAUGGCUGUAAGGCAGUAGUAGUAUUCAUGCAGGUUUUUUUUUAUAGAGUUGAUAUCAAAGAUUGCUUGAGAUCACAGGCUGCUGUAGGGCAAAGAAUCUGAGACUCAGCUCUCACCAGUUUGCCCAUAUAUGAUCUGUAGUCUCUUGUCCAGUAUUCAUCUCACUUUGUUUAUAAAUGCUUCACUGUUUGCCUUGCUUGGAAGUCUAGACUUGCUGUUCCUUUCCCUAGUGUGCAAAGAAGGUAAAAAAAUUUGGACUGAGUUUCCACCCUGCUGUGGCUGUUCCUUCAAACAGAGACGGUUCAAACUCACUUGUUCCAGCAAGGAAUGUCUGCAUGUAAACAGAUGAGUCACAAAAGUUCAAAGUCAAAAGGUAUAAAUGUGAGACAAUAUUGUUCUUUCUGUGGAUGGGAAGAGCUAUGUUAGGGGUGGUGGUGGGAAGGCAGCAAAACUAGAAAGAAUUAAGGUUUAGGUGAAGUUACAUAGAAACAGACACAAACCAAAUGUCAAUGUUACAGCAAAGCAUUAAAGGUAUAAAAAUACUGUGCUAGCUGAAGGAAUCUAGCACCUGGGUGUGCCAAAACAAUUCUCCUUGCAACAGGUUAGUGUUCUGGUUCAGGGCCUGCAGGGAAGAAUGCUACUGUAAUAAGAGAUGUCCUUUGGAAAUGGAAGUAGAGGGAAUGGUAGGGAGAUAAGACACUCUAAGCCUUAGUUAAGUAUUUUUCAGGAUUCAGUACUGCCAGAUUUUCAUUGUUUGAUCUGCAAUUUGUGUAGAGGAGCUCACAUCUCUUUUUUGUAGACUUGGUAAAGUGAGAGAAAAGCCUGUAUUUCUGCCUCUGAGCCUGGGAGAUGAAGGAUAAUACUUUAUAACUUUAUCCCUGGUAAGCACAUGAUAGCACAAUGUGAAAGCCUUACUACCACUGCAAGAAAGUAGACAGUUGGCUGAAUUUCAUUUUACAGGACUAACUACAGGUCUAGAAGUCAGGAAUUGACAGGAGUGUUGUACUCGGCUUAUCACAUCAGUGUAUCUCACCCCACACUCUGUACACUAGGUAUAAUAUUUAACAUCUUCAAAGGCAUUAACUGUUAGUGUUUUAUAAAGCAGUCACUGCUAAGUAGAUAAUGCAGGAAGGAUAACUGUAUUAUUGUAAAUACAAGAUACACACUGCUAGCAACAAGAAAGACCUGGUAAUAGCAGCUGCGGAUCUACUUCCAUUGAGACCAGCCCAUGCAAGUGAUGAAGUAUAGUUGCUUAAAGAGUUAGGCUAUGUCUACACUGGCCAGUCUUGAGCAAGAACAUAUAUAUGCAAAUGAGGUGCAGUGAUGAAUAUUGCUGUGCCUCAUUUGCAUACUUAAUGAGCCAUCAUUUUUGCACAAGGGGCUUUUGUGCAAGAAGGAGCAGUCUACACUACUCCUUUUUUUCCAGGCAGAACGGCUCUUGCAGAAGAGGGGUUUUUUCUGCAAGAAGGAGCAGUGUAGACUUGUGUAAAAGCCCCUUGCAGAAAAAUGGCGGCUCACUGACAUAUGUUCUUGUGCAAGACUGGCCAGUGUAGACUUAGCCUAAAAGUUUGAACUUACUGGAAGGAGGCAGGAGAACCUCUGACCAAAGAGGCUGAUGCAUUUACAGGUAGUAAGCCAUUCUUAACAGCUGUCCUACUAAUUCUGUCCUUGCUCAGUGCCAGAAGGGGAGCUACUGCCUCACUUCUAGGAAGGGGAAGAAAGGAGGCUGGUCCUAGAUUCCCUUAUUCAGAAUAUUAACUUAAAUGAUAACAAGGCUCAUAUACUGAUAGAACUUUUCCAUCAGUUCAACUAGCCAUAAUAACAAUGAUGUGAGACCAAGAUUUUUAUUUUAAACGCACCACGAGCCACUCAAAACAAACUAUUAGUAAAUGUCACCACAUGUACCACCAGUUCUCCCUGGACAGAGUUGUUCUGUGCACAUUUUCUCUCUGGUUCUUCUGGGAAAACAAACUCUGGUCUAAUGAGCUCAGUUGUUUACUCCGUCCAAGCUCUACUUAAGGAAGGUGGAGACCUCAGCAUGCCAGAGAAUCCAGCUGUUGGACAGUCUCCACUCUGACUAGAAGUCAAUAUUUUAGCUUACUCACUAAAUGGUGUAUUAUGCAGCCAAUACUAUGUUCAUAUGUGCAUUUUAAUUUUUCUACUACCCAUUAAACUACUACCAAAAAGCUAAUUCUUCAGUAUUGCUUAUAAAUAUUUGUUGCUUAGUGCUAAUUUGUGAUAACUGGACUGAUCACAGGAACACUGUAUUAAAGACACUUAAUAUCUUUCGCGUAUAAAGUUCACUGCACACAAAACAGGUUAUGCAGGUGUCAGGGAGCAAGCCCCCCCCUCCCCCGUGCCUCAGUGCCCCCUGACUGUCCUCAUCUAGCCCCUCUCAGGGCAAGUUACAGUCUGUAUGGGUUGCUCAUCAUUGGCAUUGUCUGUCUCAACUAUCUUGUUUACCAAGCCGGCAUCAUGAUCCAGCUACAAAUGCGGGGUCUUGUCUCCGGCCCCUCUCCAGGGGAAGUCUUGGCUGGCCAUCUCCCCCGCCCAUCUCUCCCUCCUAGGAGCUCCAGCUUCUUCAGCAUCCAGCCCUCCACUGGCUCUCCCCCAAGCAAACUGUGCUCCUCCCUUUAUAGAUGACAGCUGAGCUCUCCUAGCCCCCCGGGCUUCUCUGAAUAUCUGGCAGCUGGGCUCUCAUUAGCUUAACAGCCUCAGCUGGGUUCUUCAAGCCACCCUAAGGCUCAGGGCAUGAGCCCUGGGCUUAAAGGCCCAGUGCAGGGCAGGCACCCUGUCACAGCAGGAAAGACUUAAUUCAAGUGUGUGAGAGAGUUAGCAAAUACCUACAGACAGAAGAUCUAUAAUAGCGAGUGAAGUGAUGGAUUUAUCUGCUGACCUGGACAUCUCUAUUCAACCUCUUCUAAUUACUCUUAACUCACAACACACUGGACAAAAGACUACUGGGGACUCCAUGUACACAUAACUUUUUAUUUUUAAUAAAUUAAGUAGUACAGGCUCAGUCUUUACUCACAUAUACAGAACAGAAAACUCUGCUGGGCCUGACCAAGUAACAAGCUACACUUGCUGCCUGGGAAAGGGUUGCAUGCCUUCUCGUUUAACAGAACACUGAGAAGCCCUUAACGUGGAAGGUUGCUCCUAUGGACAGAAUGGUACUUCACAAUCACAAAUAUGACUAUAACAUAGGAUUGCAGGACAAGUCAAGAACCCAACUGCA